AUGCCCAAAGAAAGCCUCAAAGACAACCGCGCCCUGCGCAUCCUCGACCACGCCUUCGAAAACCACUACGGCGUGCCAGCCAUGUGCUGCUACAACGUCGAAGGCAUCCUAGCGACCGUCCGAGCCGCAGAAGCCAAACGCUCGCCGGCGAUGAUCCUCCUCUUCCCGUGGGCCAUCCACUACGCGGACGGCGUGCUCCUCCACGCGGCGGCCGAAGCCGCGCGCAAAGCCAGCGUCCCGGUAUCCGUGCACAUGGACCACGCGCAAACGCCCGAGAUAAUCCGGUACGCGGCCGACCUGGGCGGCUUCGACAGCAUCAUGGUCGACAUGUCGCACUACGAGAAAGCCGAGAACCUGGCCCUGACGCGCGAGCUGGUCGCAUACUGCAAUGAGCGCGGGAUAGCGACUGAGGCGGAACCGGGCCGCAUUGAGGGCGGGGAGGAUGGGGUUGCGGAUACGGCGGAUUUGGAGGGGCUUUUGACGACGCCGGAGGAGAGUAGGGAGUUUGUCGAUACGGGCAUUGAUUGGUUGGCGCCCGCUUUUGGGAAUGUUCAUGGCGAGUAUGGGCCCCGUGGCAUUCAGUUGGAGUAUGAGAGGUUGAGGUCGAUUAAUGAGGCUGUCGGGAAGGAGGUUAGGCUUGUGCUGCAUGGGGCUGAUCCGUUCACUGAGGAGAUUUUCCAGAAGUGUAUUGAUUGUGGGGUUAGCAAGAUUAAUAUUAAUAAGGUGCUCAAUAAUGAGUAUGUGAAGGUGCAGGCGGAGAAGGCCGGGAAGGUGCCGUUGACUACGCUGCUGGAGGAGGCGACUAAUGCGAUGCAGAAGGCUGUUGAGGGGUGUAUGGAUCGGUUGGGGUCCAGUGGGAGAUAUCCUAAGGCUUAG
Messenger RNA from Penicillium bovifimosum, 876 nucleotides. RefSeq names its product class II fructose-bisphosphate aldolase. Gene Ontology annotation, biological process: carbohydrate metabolic process. The transcript has a single exon. Gene Ontology annotation, molecular function: zinc ion binding; aldehyde-lyase activity. The record is from RefSeq and is a predicted model, not a curated record. Bases 1 to 876 code for a protein of 291 amino acids. Lineage: Eukaryota; Fungi; Ascomycota; Eurotiomycetes; Eurotiales; Aspergillaceae.